AUGCUACAUACGCAGAGUACGAUUACGUUCUGUUUGUGGUCCCAGAUUAACGAUGCCGUGGUGGACGGAUCAGAGGCUGCACCGAAGAUAAGGCAACUACAGGCUGAAAUUGAGGCUUUGCGUGGACUUCUUAAAAUGACAAAGGACUAUCAUCGGGAAGAAAUUAAGUUGCUUGAGCAGUCGCAAUCUUUGCAGGAGGAGCUGGACUUCACCGUGUCGCAGUGCAAGUUGCGGAUCGGUCAACUGGAAAGCUUCCAAGAAACGGCCCGUGCCGAACUCGCCUCCACUAUGGCGGCAGCCAGGGAUGACGCCCUAAAGACGGUCGCUACGCUUCGCAACGAGCACACCUUAGAAUUGGAGGCCCUGACAGAGCGGCACGCUAAGGCACUGGCGAGUCUGCGAGAAGCAGACGCCACCGAGGCGCGAGUUCUCACAGAAAUGCAGCCAACUGCGGAGGCCUUGCAGGUCCUCCUCGGCCAGCUUCUCUCAGCCACAAAUGAGGUGAAGCAAGCGGAAGUUGAACAUCAAACCGCGAUAGCUCAACGUCUCGUUAAGUUGGAAAGACGUGAGGAAAUUAUCCGACUUGCUGAAGAACGACUGUGUGACAGGGAAAGGGAGUCCGACAGGACUCAUAAGCUGCUGACCGAGGCAGUGGGAAAAUUGGAAGUACAGUUGAGAGAGCAGAGUAAAUUAUUGGAGGAUGAUAGGUGGACACUAAAACAGGAACAGGCGCGUCUGACUAAAAUUCAAGCCACAUUGGAGGAAGAUCGACGUGCUCUCAUUGAACAGGCAGGAAGGGAACGGAUUGAACUCCAACAGCUCAUAACAAAUUUUUUCGAUGAGCACAGAGAAACACAGUCACGUCUGGCUGCAGAACGAAAUUCCAUAACAGAGGAGCAGCAGAAGCUUCGCGUUGAUCAGGUUUGUUGGCGUCGACAGCAGGAAGAGGAAGAGAAGAAGUUGACUUCGUUGAAAGGAGAGAUGGAGAGAACCAAGGAAUCCCUUCAGGUGGAAAGACAUGCUCUCGAUGAAAGAAUACAUCAGCUAAAGCUUAACGAAGUAAAACUCACUGAAACGCAGCAUCAUCUGGAUAUUGUUAGGAGCAAUCUACAGGGCAAGGAGACUUGUCUGAACGAGCGUGAGGCCGAACUGGACAGACGACAGGAGGAGCUGACGAAUCGUGCCGGCGCACUGAGUGGAACGCAGGCAGCUGUGGCCGAAGUCGACGCCAAGUGUCGUCGACUAAUGGAGGAGCAAACUCGGACCCAGACCGAGCUACAGAGCCGCAGACAGGAACUCGAAGAUAUGGAGAAAAGACUUGCGAAAGAGGAAGAGGAUUUGGCCCGACGGGAGGCUGAGUAUGCAAGGAAGGCGAAAGCGGAGAAGAAACUGAUCUGUUCUCGAUGCAAGCAGGUGGUGAAAAAGGUGUCGCGUGGCGGUCACGACUCCAGCCCAAAACGGCAUCAGCCGGACCGUGAUGUGGAGGCCAGGUGGGUGGAAACUCCAAGCCCAGAUAAUCUCUGCCGCGACGCAUUUAUUUCAAAACCCGAGGCAGUGAGGCUGAUUGAAGACAUUUCCAACCAUCAAACGCGAUCUCGGUUGCUGGAAGAGCUGAGGCAGGAGCUUGCAAAGACGGCAAGUCAGGCUUACGGCACCGAUCUCAGCAGUGCUGGAUGCAGCUCGGAAUUGUCGCUCAGCGACUGGAAAACCAACAAUAUUUACGAAACUGUAAUUAUCGGAACCUGA
Molecule: messenger RNA, 1746 nt
Organism: Echinococcus granulosus
Lineage: Eukaryota; Metazoa; Platyhelminthes; Cestoda; Cyclophyllidea; Taeniidae
Product: Fas-binding factor 1
Exons: 11
Coding region: 1-1746 (581 amino acids)
Biological process (GO): cilium assembly; establishment of epithelial cell polarity
Cellular component (GO): centriole; ciliary transition fiber; ciliary basal body
Source: RefSeq, a predicted model, not a curated record